Molecule: messenger RNA, 363 nt
Organism: Ostertagia ostertagi
Lineage: Eukaryota; Metazoa; Nematoda; Chromadorea; Rhabditida; Trichostrongylidae
Source: the annotation of a GenBank genome assembly
AUGAACGGAGAAUUGCUUGUUUGUCUAUUGAUUUGCAUGCUGAGACUAAAUAGAGUUGCAGGAGUCAGCCACGUGGAGCUGGGCCGACGUGAAUUCGUGGAAACGUCGUGCUUAUUCAGUGUAAUUAGCCUGUGGGGAAGCCAGCAUGCGGACGGCUUUGCUUUGUCUGGUGAACGCUUCAUCAACCCGGUCUUCCCUGAUGUUUUCCCAUGUUCUUACCACGACUGCACGAACCCAUCCAUCCAUUUCAGCCCAUUUCUAUUGAAUACAAAAGUAGAAACCGAAGCAGAAAUCAGGAUAUUGAUCGAUGAUCCAUUUCGUCAUGUGACGAUCAUUCAUGCAUCACAGGAAUUGGCCACCGUA